Messenger RNA from Anopheles aquasalis, 1890 nucleotides. Its product is annotated as mpv17-like protein. Gene Ontology annotation, cellular component: membrane; mitochondrion; cytoplasm. The record is from RefSeq and is a predicted model, not a curated record. Lineage: Eukaryota; Metazoa; Arthropoda; Insecta; Diptera; Culicidae.
GAAUGUUACUUGUUUUCAAGCAGCACAUAGGACCGAAAGCAUUGAUUUCUUCGUCUGUCAUUUUAGUGAUUCCGGGAUGUGCGAGACGAUGUGUUCGUCUUCUUACUAAAUAUUCUCUUUAAAUUCGUAACAGGAUAACCACCUUGUUGUUUCAUAUUACUUAAACUUGCAUACAUUUGUACCAUGGUGUGAUAACGUUAUCCUCCCUCAACACAAUACAAGAGCAAUUUUCCUCUUGAUAGCCAAAGUCUUGUUGCUACCCUUGUUUAUGUGCUGAGUGCAGAAAAAUAACUAGCGUACGGUGCUAGAAGGACAAGGGAUUGGCAACCAUGGCAACGCUUCUUAAAGCGUUCGGUAGCUUCUUAACGAAGCAUCCUUUGGCCGGUAAUAGUCUGGUAUAUGGGACGCUGUACGUUGGAGCAGAAUUUUCUCAACAGACGAUAACGAGAAAAAUUCUGACGGAUCCGCCUCAAAAUAUUGAUCGACCAACGUUGGCCCGGUACGCCAUCAUGGGCACGUUUGUCUAUUCACCGAUACUAUACAAUUGGUACAAAUGGCUGGACAAAACAUUGCCAGGUACCGCGAAACGGAUUAUCGUGAAGAAACUGCUUCUGGAUCAGUUCAUAUUAACUCCUCCCUUAUUAGUAAUCUUUUUCACUGGCAUGUCACUUAUGGAACGAAAACCUUCCAUCACAGAAGAGUGUCGCCAAAAGUUUGGUGCUACUUUUGCACGCUCCUGUCUCUUUUGGAUUCCGGCUCAAACUCUCAACUUUGUUCUAGUACCACCCAAAUUUCGCGUAGUGUAUGUGGGUUCUUGUGCCUUUGCGUGGGUUAAUAUAUUAUGCUGGAUAAAGCGUCAACAAAUUGUUAGCACGACGAAAACCGCGAAAAGCUUUGAAUGAUUAUUGGUAUUUUAAUCGACUGUUACAGUUGAACUCUAUGAGAUUUUUUAAAGUAAUUAGAUAGCAAAGAACAAGAAAAAAUCCUGGCCUUAUAGCUAGCAACAGCUGAUUGCUGCGUAUGCACAACACGUACCGCACGUACUGAACUCGUUACGAUAAGCUGAAUAAAAUGGCUCUUUAGAUAUAUUAUAAUGCAUAAAGUACAAAAAUGUAUACAGUCAGCUUUAUUUUUGAAACGUAACACAAAUGAAUUGGUAAGUCCCAGUGUCUCGUGCUAUGUACAUCUGUUAAUACAAUGUAAACAAGCUUUUUUCCUAAUAUAUUGUUAAUAAUAAUGUUGGAACCAUACCCUUUUUUCUAUUCUACUUACUGCAAAUUCGUAGGUGUCCGGACGAUUAAACUCUUUCGGAAGCGGUGCGACCUAAUGUUAAACACUAUUUAUAAAAAUAAUUCACACCUUUUUCACUUUUUCCUAACUUCGUCGUCCUCCCUUCCGCUUCCCAUAUUUAUCACCCAACGGCCAUGAGCGUCGAAUCCACCAGCUCGCCAUUAUGGGGGCCAGAGAAGGAAAGCAAGUCAGACAACGCGCACAACUUUUGUAUACAUAUCUGAAAUUGAUUAUAAACAAAUGAUUUUACUCGAUCGUAUUUCGAUCCCAUCACUCUGCUCAGCGAAACAGGCAAAUGCUCAUAGUUGUGAGAUGAUGUGGUAUGGUAGCAUGUAGCAUGAACAUAAGUUCUGAACGGAUAGUUUGCCUUCUUUUUGAAUUGUAACACUCAGGAACAAAAGGUGACCACUUAGCAGCAAAACACUUUACUAGAGAUUUGUUUCAGUUUUCUAACAUGAAUGCACUAGUCCUAGCAGCAUAAUCGUUUAUUACUGCUGUAAUUUGAUUGCACUAUCUGCAAUAGAUCUGCCGAAAAAAGGGGAACUACUGCCAGCAACAUAUGGGGAACAGCAAAUCGCGAUGCUCGAGUGUACAGAACUG